Molecule: messenger RNA, 5461 nt
Organism: Engraulis encrasicolus (European anchovy)
Lineage: Eukaryota; Metazoa; Chordata; Actinopteri; Clupeiformes; Engraulidae
Gene: tgfb5
Product: transforming growth factor, beta 5
Exons: 7
Coding region: 1018-2286 (422 amino acids)
Biological process (GO): transforming growth factor beta receptor signaling pathway; regulation of cell population proliferation
Cellular component (GO): extracellular region
Molecular function (GO): growth factor activity; cytokine activity; transforming growth factor beta receptor binding
Source: RefSeq, a predicted model, not a curated record
UGCAACUCUUCUUGCAGACUGAGACAGAUUUAUGAGGAAUGAUCGACUUGGUCCAGGAUCCGAGACGGGAGUUCACGACUUUCACACUCUCGAGCCAUUCCGUUUCCGCGUGGAAUAUGAAGACGACUGCAAUGACAAUGCCUUGAUCGACUCUGACGAAUCCAUGGGACAUGCUUUUCAUUUUUACUUGGAUGGAGUGAUUUAACUCACCCGAGUCGAAUUCCAAGGAUAACUUCAUUAAGGAUUACUUUUAAGUCGGACAUAUUUUGAGUUUUACAACAGAAAUAACUUUCUGCGUCUGUGGAAAAGGCUGGGGGAAAUUAUUUAUAAAGAAAAACAACAGUUUUUAUAGCAAACCAUAAGUUGCAAGAAAAGAUGUUUUAUAAGGGUCGAGAAGGCUAUUCAAGUACCGUGAAUUGUAAAGAGUCUGUCGAAAUGAUUAGUUUGACACGGAAAAGGCACACAGCUGCAGCCUAACAUUAAAGCGCAGAAAUUCGGCGAAAAUAGAUUUCUCUUCCCAAGUUCCGAGACAGACCGCAAACACGCUAAACAUCACUUGGGACUCUUAAGCUUGAACUUUGCUCAGCAAUUCAGGCACACUAUACAAUGACAUUUUUAUUUAACAGCGAUGUGAAAUAGUGAAAUACUAAAAAUCCAAACUUGAGUUUUCAGUUUAGGUUUAUUUUCUGAGGGGAAAUAGACACUACAAUGGGCUAAAACUUAAAAUAGAGACUUUUUUUUAAAGGAGAAUAUCUUCUUGAGACUCCAAAACAUCUGUAGAAGUCUGUCAGAAACUUUCACUUGUGGAUCUCCGCUGCGACCUGAAUGUUUUCACCACAAAACUUGUGACAAAAUUAUAGUGGAGUUUAGGAAGUGGGCUCCUCUGAAUCAUUUUACAGGUAGGCCUCCAGACAGACGGUGGCUCAACCUACGCAAUUCUUACUUGACGUUUCCCAAUCCUGAAAGGAGCCUCGGUGGAGCGAACCAUAUCAGGAACACACGGAUACCGUUGUUUGGAUGCACUUGAGGAUUACCUUACCAUUGCGAAUUCAUGCCACCAUGUUGUUUAUCGGCUACGCAUUGCUGGUGCUAAAGCUGACCGUCUCGGCUGAGGGAUUUUCGACUUGUCAUCAAUAUGACUUGGACGAUCACAAAUCAAAACGCUUGGAAGCGGUACGAGGACAGAUCUUGAGCAAACUCAAAAUCCGUUCCCCACCUGAAUCAACAGAGUCAGCCACAGCGGCUGUCCCGCCAGAGGUAAUGUUACUGUACAAUAGCACACGAGAACUGCUGAAAGAACGCGCGCGCUACGCGGAUGCAUGCGACCGCGAAAGCAGCGAGGAGGAUUAUUAUGCCAAAGAGGUACAGCGCGUGGAUAUGCUGCCACCCGAAUCCAACACAAUCAACCCUACGCCUCCCAGCCCCUUUUUCAGAGUGGUGGGCUUUGAUGUGGCCAACGUGGAGCGGAACUCCAGCAUGCUGGUCAAAGCGGAGUUCAGGAUCUACCGGGUUCCCAACCCCCACGCGCGCGCCACCGAACAGAGGGUGGAGGUGUAUCAGAUACUAAAGGAGGAUCCUCAGACAGGCUCCACACAGAGAUACAUCGACUCCCGGACACUGCAUCCUCAGGAGAAGGGGUCCUGGAUGUCCGUCGACGUCACGGAAACGGUCAAGGAGUGGAUGGCCUUCAGAGAAAGGAAUCUUGGGUUGAAGCUCAGUGUCCACUGUUCCUGCUGUACGUUUGUCCCGUCCACAAACAACAUUGUGCCCAACAAGAGUGAAGUACUAGAGGCACGUUUUGCAGGCAUCGAUGAGGAGUACAGGAGACCCGAGCCCACGAAAGGUCAGAUUGAGUUCAGCACCAAGACCCCCCACCUCAUCCUCACCCUGCUCCCCACGGACAGGAUGGAGAACCCGGGGAAGAAAAACCGCAAGAGGCGGGCUGCUCCAGACAGCACCACAUGCUCUCGGAAUGCGGCCGAUCAGGGUUGCUGCCUGAGGUCGCUGUACAUUGACUUUCGUCGGGACCUUAAUUGGAAAUGGAUACACGAGCCCAAGGGAUACAAAGCCAACUUCUGUGCAGGAAACUGCCCCUACCUUUGGAGUGCAGACAAUCACUAUAACAUGAUCCUGCCGCUGUACAACAAACUGAACCCAGAAGCGUCUGCGUCCCCGUGCUGCGUACCCCAAGACUUGGAACCCCUCACCAUCGUCUACUUCCUGGGACGCACGCCCCGCGUCGAACAGCUCUCCAACAUGGUGGUCAAAUCCUGCAAGUGCCGCUAAAGCUCAAUACUAUAUCACGGGUCCUUGUAGAACAAAACAAGUACUCCGCGCUUAUGGAAUGGCAAGGACCAGUGCAGGACCAGACAUGAAUAAAAAGGAAGAAAAUCUGGUGCCACACAGAUAUCUUUUCUAGUUAUUUCUUAUUCAUUUUCAACAUGAAGACGCUUGUCGAAAUGUUAGUCUUAUGCACUGAGAAUAAAUAAGAAAUAACUAUAAUAGACAUCGGUGUGGCAGCAGAUUUUCUUGCCUUUUAUAUAUUAUGGGUCCCUUUCAAUUUGUAUCCUCCCAUCCUCUCCUUGUGCUUGUGUUGUCAUGCGAGACAAGACGUCAUUGACGAUAGAAGUUUUAUUCAAUAUCUUGCAAAAGCAUAACUCAAAUGGUUAGAAAUUUAAAGAGACCCUACGUACAUGAUAGCCUGGGCCCACCCAUAUUUUCAUGCUGUUUUCAUGUGGACCUGGACUCUAUUUCUCGAAAGCAUUGUUGCUAAUCACUGAUCAACUUAGCAUGUUGCCAACAAAGUUGUAUAAUGUAGAAGUAGAAGUACUGUUAAGGAUGUUAUCAUGACACCAGGAGUAUGAUUUUCCAUGGUUCAACUAUGUAAUAAUAUCGUAUUACUGGUGGUGUAAUUACCGUACAUCCGUAGCAGUACUUCUGGCUUCUACUUUAUACAACUCUUGUUGCCAAUGGGAAAUAGCAUUGCAACCAAGUUUCUAACUUAUUUGGCAACAGUGCUGUUGCGAUACGCUCCUCAGAAUGGUGCCCUUCCCGCACCAGUUACGCUUGGAGCCAAAGUGCUUACCUGCCAACCACCUGUAUUCAUACUGGGUUGUGCACUCAACCAUCAGUGAUCAUGUGUCACCCGGAUGAGCCUACUGAUGUUGGCGUUGUCGACAGUUCGCAGAGAAAAAAAACAUGUACUUUUCUGUUCGCAACGUUCUGUUUCCCAAAUGCUCAAAUUUUUGGUGUGAAGAUCUGUCAAUCUGUUCAAGAUUAGGUAGCAGAAGGGGCACCGGCAAGUUUCUCUCUGUUGGCCUGAACAAAGCUAGCAGUGACACUGUACUGUAUUUUGCAAUUACAAAAAUUCCCCUCAGAAUUGGUGAUCCAGCAUGAAAAUUUGCUCAAUUUAAGCGGGUCUAAUGUCACAAACACACCAAAAGCAAGUAGAGCGACAACAGUGACAGAAGUAAUUGACUUUGUGCGGAGGAGCUGGCGACAGAAGAGACGAAAGCAAUUUGAGUGACUCGAGCGACAGUUUGUAGUUGAACUGAAGUUAUAUUAUGCUAAUAUAGCGAAUAUUAUGCUAAUGAGUUAUGAUGCGAUUCGGCGAUAGCCGCCACAGCCAAUUGGAAUGCCUGAAUGCUUGUAUUCUGCUUUUAACGACCAUGCUCUGUCACUUUUAUUGGUCGUGACGCUCUUGCUAUGAAAACCCUCCAGCGACUCUUUGUAGCAUUUGUCGCUUCUAGUGUGUUCUCAUAGUAAGCCAAGACACACUAGUUCUGGCAUUUGGCCUGAUGGGUUGCUAAUUCAGACAAAAGAAUGGUCUGAUUGAUAGUUCCUUCGACUAGUUGCAUGCAGAGUCAUUUGAAGACGCAGAAUCAGCCUGCCCAGGAUAUAGCAUGUUUUUUUUAAGUAGUCACGAUAGUCAAGCUAAUAUAUGUUCAUAUUAUGCUUAUGACGUUAAACAUGCCUAGCACAGAUGGGAUGGAAAUCGGAGAUUAUACACAAUGGACAGGCAGAGGGUAUAUUCUAAUCCCCCAUAAUUUUUGUUUAUUUGUAUUUGUUUAUUUUUUCUUGUUUGGUUUUGUUUUGUAUUUUUCUUUGUUUGUUUGGUUUUUGUUUUGUUUUGUUUUUGGUCUUUUUCUAUUAGGGAUAAUUUUGUUGAGUUCGAUUGGGGGGUGGGUGCUUUUUUGUUUGUUUGUUUGUUUGUUUGUUUGUUUGUUUGUUUUAUUAUUGGGUGGAGACUAAAGGACUAUGGGGCUAGUUGAUCCUGAGGGAUCUGAGAUGUUAGCUUGAGGCUAACGUUAAUGUCUAGCAUAGCAGGACACUACAAUUCUGCACAAUUCUGCACAGAUGCACCAACAAUGUCCUUUUUAAGUCAAAUGGUGUAAAUUAGUGAGGAAUAGAAAGUAAUAUCUAAAGGUCUAUGUUUGUAUGUGUUGUGCUUAAUAUUGGGAAAUGAUGCUGUGUGUGUGUGUGUGUGUGUGUGUGAGAGAGAGAGAGAGAGAGAGAGAGAGAGAGAGAGAGAGAGAGACAGAGAAAGAGAGAGUGAGUGAGUGUGCAGGGUGCGAGUGUGUAUUUAUUGAUGCCGUUUUUGUUUUUCAAAACCAUGAUUGUACUUUGGCUUUGGGAUAUUUCAUAUCAGUGUACUUAUGCAAUCCGUCUCGCAUAGCUAAUACACAGGUCUAGACUGCAAUGUGUACAUUAAAGACUAUUAGCCAUAUUUCAUAUUUCAGUUACACUUUAUUUUAAUGUUCACGUAUUAGACACUAAUACAUGCCUAACUGUCUGUAGAAGUGACUUGUAAAAUCAAUCAUUUGAUUAGACAUGUAUUCAUUUAUUCAGACAUGUCUUGUUCAAUUUAAAAACACGAUCCGGAUUCUGGAAUUUUUAAAAAGAUUCUUCACACCAUUGCAGCAUAGGGUGAAUUUUGAGUUGACAUUCCAGUUUUUAAUUCGACAAAAACAAGGCAGAAUGACUUGAAAAAAAAUAGAGUGUAGUCAAACCAAACAGCUUCCUUGGCGGAGGUCACAGAGGUCUGUGUGGAGGUCUGCAUUCUCUGAGUGCAUUUAUAGUCAUUGAUGUAAUCAGUAAUUGUAAUAAGGGCCUGAUAGGCCUUUAACCAUAGAGAGUACACAUUUAACCCAGGUCUUAUAUGGCCUAUACAGACAGUAGAUAGGCAUGUACUGUAUUAGUGAAAAUACCCUCAGUGACUAACAUGUGGACCCUUUUCUAAAGUGUUACUCAUAUUUGUAUUUCAUUCACUCUCUGCAUCCAUAACUCAUCUUACCAGGCACAGUCCCACUUUAUGAGGGGUUGUUUAUCUCAUUGUGGGAUAUACUUGUAUAGAAAGGUCUAUAUCUAGGAAGAGAAGAGGUUAUAGAUGAAUAUUUUUAGACCUCUUCGACGUGUAAAUAUUUUCUCUUGCAUUAAAUGUAAUUUUUAAAUCACCUGUAUA